Messenger RNA from Camelina sativa (false flax), 503 nucleotides. The record is from RefSeq and is a predicted model, not a curated record. Lineage: Eukaryota; Viridiplantae; Streptophyta; Magnoliopsida; Brassicales; Brassicaceae.
CAGAUCAGAAAAGAGAUUGAAGCUCUAGAACGAAUCAAAGAAGAAGAGGAAAAGAAGUUCAAGGCCAAUAACAUCUAUUUCGACUUCAGUAUCCUUGGUCAGGUUAAGGAAUUAAUGGUUGGUAUCUCUUCUGGCUGCAUAGAACUGGCAUUGAAGGAAAAGAGAGAGGCAAAUAUUGCAUCGCAAACUACUGCAGAAUCACGAUGGGCAAAGCCGAAUACGAAGAAUAAGACUUCAAAAUGGGCUAAAACACUUUGGAGGGCAUUUCAGUUUGCGUUCAGAGUAUACACAUUUGCUGGUGGGCACGACGAUCGUGCUGAUAAGCUUACAAAAGAGUUGGGUAAGGAGAUCGAACUGAUUCUUGGAAACCAAUGACUCGUGACUCCACCACUCCUCUUAACUAACUAUAUGUCUCAGCCUGAAAACGUCACAAAAGUGUCGAGUCUUGUGUGAGAGUGCUAAAACUAAUUAAUAAAAAUAUUCAUAAAAUACAUUAAUUAUUA